Molecule: messenger RNA, 1088 nt
Organism: Brassicogethes aeneus
Lineage: Eukaryota; Metazoa; Arthropoda; Insecta; Coleoptera; Nitidulidae
Source: the annotation of a GenBank genome assembly
CUAUCAUCAGUACGCUGACGAUGCCUCUGUCCUGGAGGCCGUUUCUUCUGCUAUCGGCAUCGGUUUGUGUCAUUUCAGCGGCCGAUCUUUUCUCGAAUUCCUUUCUGGUCAAGUUCAAACGAGAAGUCGACAGCAAUGAAGCUCACACCGUCGCCAAACGGAACGGCUUUGUCAAUAUGGGACCGGUGUUGGGCUCCAGAGAAGAAUAUCACUUUAUCCACCAUGGAUUGCCUGUUGCUCGUACCAAGAGAAGCGUAUCUCACAUGAGGAAAUUAAAAGUUGAUCCCUUGAUUCACACAGCAGUUCAACAGCCGGGCUUUGUGAGAGUAAAAAGGGGUUACAAGCCAUUAAAAGUAGAAAACUUGGUACACAACAUUCAACCGCACAAAGACCCCACGGAUCCUUACUUCCAAUUCCAAUGGUAUCUAAAGAAUACCGGCCAGAAUGGAGGGAAAGCGAAGCUGGAUUUAAAUGUUGAAGCUGCAUGGGCGCAGGGCGUCACUGGAAAGAACAUCACCACCGCCAUUAUGGAUGACGGUGUCGAUUACAUGCAUCCAGAUUUGAAGUACAAUUACAAUGCCAAGGCCAGUUACGACUUUAGCAGUAACGAUCCUUUUCCCUAUCCACGUUACACGGAUGACUGGUUUAAUAGUCAUGGUACCAGAUGUGCAGGAGAAGUGGCAGCAGCCCGAGAUAAUGGAAUUUGCGGAGUUGGCGUGGCCUACGACUCAAAAAUUGCAGGAAUAAGAAUGUUAGAUCAACCAUACAUGACUGAUUUGAUUGAAGCCAACUCAAUGGGCCACGAGCCAAACCUAAUUGACAUUUACAGCGCCUCUUGGGGUCCCACCGAUGAUGGAAAAACGGUUGAUGGACCAAGGAAUGCUACGAUGAGAGCCAUUGUAAGAGGAGUUAAUGAGGAAUUGUCACGGAGCCAUAAAAUCCAGACAUGCGCGUUUCGAAUACUAUGUAGAAAAAUCCAAGAGGUCGGUCAAAAAGACCAGGACGCGAGUGAUCUAGGGAUAAGGGCCCCUACCAGAUUUUUGAUACGGGGCCCCCUCGAGGCUAGCUACGCCACUGCUUGGGCCUAA